Salvelinus sp. IW2-2015 is the source of this 2233-nucleotide messenger RNA. NCBI's taxonomy places the organism in Eukaryota, Metazoa, Chordata, Actinopteri, Salmoniformes, Salmonidae. The record is from RefSeq and is a predicted model, not a curated record.
CCAUGUUGGCGGAAAGGGGUUUUCUGUGGUGCAGGAUACAUCAACCAAAUGAUUCAAGAAAACACACACAGCUGUUCGGACGUAGCUUGCAAGCUAAGUAUCUGCGACUCGGUUUGCCUGAUGGUUUCGGAAGAACCAAAUCUUCCCAACGCGUUUGUAAAUUGUACUACAUAUUGCAGGAAAUGAAGCCAGCGAACACCGAGAAUGGUGUCCCUGUACUCCAUUCAGCAAAAGAGGGGUGCAAACCCAAGAAAUUCACCCCAGAUGAGGUACUGGUACCAAAUCCCAGCUUCAAAGAAAAUCAAGGAAUGAAAAGAAAGAGAAAAGCAUUUCCUUUGGAAGUGGAAGGAAGAAUUGAAAAAGUCAAAGAGAAGGAAGACAAGGAUAUACAACCUGGAAGUCUAUCGAUAUAUGAAUUGGAACGGUUGGAAAAUAUCAGACAAAACCAAGUGUUCCUGUCCUCCAUAAAACUGCUUGAGGCCAAGCAGGAUUUGAAACCAGAAAAAACACAGAGAGGUCUCAAGAAACAGAAACUAAAUAAGGUAGCCUGGACAGAGAUACUGCCUCCUCGCACCAAGUCCUUGAGAAUCCAGAAGAAGGAAGCAGAGCGACUCCCCCUGCCCCCGGAACCACACAGGAUUUAUUAUGAAGCUGAACGAAUUGAACGUGCCAGGAAGCCAGAGGGURCCAUUAGUAUGGAGCCAAUCAACAUGGAGGAGGAUAGUUCACUGCCACCUGAGCUUCUCAAGCUGUGGACAGAGGAUUUAAUCAAAGAAGAAAAGGAGGAGUUGGGUCUGGAAGAGUACCGUAGUACUCUGAAGAGCAUGGAGCUGAGUGAGAUUGGAGGAGUAGCUAAGGUGGUGAAGAGUCGUAUCUGCUCUGUUGCCUUCCACCCGUGUAGCAGUCGUCUGCUCAUGGCUGCUGGGGACAAGUUAGGUGGAGUGGGGCUGUCAGCGUGGCGUGGGCCUGACUCUGAUAUGGGGGAUGAGGGCGUGCUGCUAUUUGAGCCACACGUCCGGCCGGUGGCCUGCAUGGCGUUCUCCAGGUCACAUCCUACAGACCUGUUGACCCUCAGCUACGACGGGACGCUACGGAGCACAGACGUGGAGAAAGCCGUUUUUGAUGAGGUGUAUCGGAUCAAGGAUGGCUUGAGAACCUUUGACUCUUCACAUGACUGUUCGACGCUGGUCACCGGGGACUGGUACGGAGACGUUGCCAUUGUUGACAGGCGGACUCCAGGAACCUCUCAUGAGUCCCUCCAUAGCCUGGAUACCAAGACGGUUCGCUGUGUUCACGUCCACCCUGUUCAGAAGCAGUACAUCAUGGUGGCUGAGAACAGUAUUGUGAAAAUUUACGAUGCUCGCUGUUUGAAGCGUCGUGGAGCGAGCCGUCUCCAGCUCUAUGGUCACUCAAAGAGCAUCUCAAGUGCCUACUUCUCUCCUGGCACUGGCAACAGAGUAGUGACCACCUGCCUAGACAACAACAUCAGGAUUUACGACACCUCGGAACUGACCUCCAGAGYUCCGCUACUGACCUCCAUCCAACAGAACUUGUACACAGGGCGCUGGCUGUCCAAGCUGCAGGCGAUGUGGGACCCCAAGAGGGACGACUGCUUCGUUGUGGGCAGCAUGCAGCAGCCUCGCAGAGUCCAGGUGUUCCAUGAGAGUGGGCAGCUCCAGCACUCCUUCCAGGACCCAGAGAUGACCWCCGUGCUCUCAGUCACAGCCUUCCACCCCACCAGGAACGCUCUACUGGGGGGUAACGCCUCUGGACGSCUGUACGUCUUCACCGACUGAGAGCAGGAGGCCUGUAUGUGUUCACUGCCUGAGAGGAGAAACCUGAUCUAGGAUCAGGUACCCUCCCUCUUAUUCAUUAUGAUCUGGAAGGCUCAACUGAUCGUAGAUCAGCACUCCUACUCUAAAAUGUUUAAUUUUACGGGCCCAGAACACGUGCUUAGAAUAGACCAAAAUAAGUUGUUUGGUUGUGUUUUAUGUUUUUCUCCAGGCUGCCUUUGCUAUUGUUGCACAUUGUUUUCUAUCAAAUUGUUGAUCUUUUGUUAGUUUAAAUAAAGUUAUAUAUUUAGCUAAAGUUGUGCUUUUCAUGUAGUUUAGCUCUUUCAUUGGCUGUAUUGUACCUGUAGUGAAUUUUGUGAUUGAUGGUUUUCUUUCAAAUAAAAACUACCAGAAUUCAGUGGCUACAGCCCUACAAUCAAUAAAAUCAUGGCUAAAUACCA